Vespula vulgaris is the source of this 8367-nucleotide messenger RNA. It is a transcript of the gene neb, whose product is annotated as kinesin-like protein KIF14. The record is from RefSeq and is a predicted model, not a curated record. Bases 3228 to 8054 code for a protein of 1608 amino acids. NCBI's taxonomy places the organism in Eukaryota, Metazoa, Arthropoda, Insecta, Hymenoptera, Vespidae. The transcript has 20 exons. Gene Ontology annotation, molecular function: ATP hydrolysis activity; microtubule binding; ATP binding. Gene Ontology annotation, biological process: microtubule-based movement. Gene Ontology annotation, cellular component: microtubule; kinesin complex.
ACUAGCUUUUGCUCGUAGCGUAUGUAAUUUCAGUUGCAGAUAUGGACAAAUUAUGAAUUCAAGUACAAAAAAGGAAUGCUGUCGUUGCUAUGUACUUAUCGUUUCGUUAUACAAUAUAAGCUUGCAUAAGUUAUACCUAUCUCUCAAGUAUAAUAUAAUGAAGUUUAGUGCGUGAGAAAAAUUGUUGUACAUAAAUAAUACAUAAAUUUUGCAUAAAUUUUUGAAAGUGAUAGUACAUCUAAUAAAAGUAAAAAACGCAGAUUAUACUACUUCGAAGAUAAAUUGUUUGAAAAGUGUUUGUUAGUAAUCAUAAAAAUUUUAUAUUUUUUGAUCCUAGUUAUAAACUAGCUAUAUAUAUAGCUAAGUUUAUUUAAACAGCCAUUAGUUCAAUAGAUUUUGAUCCGUUUGCUUCUUUUUUCAUUUAUUUUAAUGUAUCUUGAAAAUUUGCAUUGGUUUGACAUAAUAAAUGCCUAAUAUAAUAUUAGAUAAGAAUUAAUAAGAAGAAAUGAAGCAGUUUGUUGUUUCCGCUUAUAAAUUUAUUUUUUGUACGUUUAACUUCCGAUUCUAUUAAUUCUGCAACUUCAAGAGAUAUCGUGUCAAUCAAGAGGCAAUCAAGAGUCAAUCAAGAGUAUUGUACGUGGAUACUUUUCUAUAACAAGUUUCUUAUUUAUUUUUGUAUUCAAUAAAUAUAAAUUAUAUUGUUAAUAAGUUUAAAAGAAAGCCUUGGUAUAAAAAUUUUGUUAUAUUCUGUCGAACGUAAUAUUUAGUGCAAUUAAUUAUAUAUGGAAAAAGUGAAAGUAAUUGUUAAAAAAUGAUAAUUCUGUCUGUAUAUUAUCAUUCUUUUAAAAGUAAUAUAAAUCUCAAUCGCGUUCAAGAUCUUUCGAAAUAAAAUGCGAAAAACUCGAUAUCAACCACGAGAUAUAUUUAUCUAAUCGAAAAAUAGAAAAGAAUCGUUUUACAUUUCAUCCAAUCGAAAACUUAUAUUCUCCCAUAUAAAAAUUUAGAUCGAUAUUUGUUCAAUACGAUUCAUUUUAAAUCGAUAAUAUCACGAGAUAUCUAAUCGAAAAGUGGUCAAGAACCAUUCUAUAUUCCAUCUUAUCGAAAGAUUUAAUAUUGUUUGUUAUAAAAAUUUAAAUCUAUGUAUAUUCGGGACAAUUAAUUUUGAAUCGGUAAUAUUGCGAGAUUUAUUUAUCUAAUCAAAAGUUGUAAAGAAUCGUUUCACAUUUCAUCUUAUCGAAAGGUUUUAUGUUUUCUUUUAUAUAAAUUUAAAUCAGUAUGUGGUCAAUGCAGUUGAUGAAUUGAUAGUAUUGCGAGAUAUAUUUAUCGAAAGAUUUUAUUCUUGUCGAUUUUAAAUCGAUAAUACUGUGAACUCUAUUUCUUAUAUCUAUACAUUUAAUUACGUCUUUGUAUUUCGCGUUUAAUUAUUACGAAUAAAACUCAUAUAAAUUUCAUUUUCAAAUAUCUUUAAUAACUCCAUAUCUUAACUCGAUAUACUCUGUAACCAGAUGUAUUUCGUAACUUUUGUUGCAUUACUUAUAUCGAAAAUGAUAUCGCAAAUAUUAAUUACUUUCUGUAAUGUUAUGAAAGUAAAAAACAUGAGAUAUAUUUAAGUGUGUUUCUCUCCAUAUGCACCUUUACCUCAUUUACAUUAGUGCAGUCUCCGUGCUUUCUACCAUUGCCACUUUCUAUUCGUUUCGUGAUUUUAAAUAACCUUAAUAAAAUAACUUCGGUAGAACUUGAUUUUAUAAGAAACUAAAGAUAUAAGAAAAGAAAAAAUAUAUAUAGGUAUGUAUAUUACUUAGGAAAUAUAAUGAAUUUAAUUUAACUUAACUUUAAAAUAGUAAGAGGAAAUGAAAAAUUCUCGAUUCUAAUCUAAAUAAAUAUUCUUUUUUCGUAACGCGUGACAUACAUUCUUAAGUACUCAUUUCAAUUUCGUGCAUCUUGUUAUAAUGUACUUGUAGUGGCUUAAAAGGUCGUUUUGUUUGUUAUUACAGGCACGCAACAAACUCUCAUUCGACGUUUACCAAUGUUGAAAUAUUAAAUUACAAUUAUUCCGUAUUUAAUGCGUAUUACGUGCUAUGAAAUGUUUAAGCGAAUGUGCUAUCGUUUAAAUAAUAGUUUGUUAUAAUUCGUGUAUGUCAUAAAUUGUUUGAAUAAUUAUGAAAUAAUCCCGUUAUAUAAUUUAAGUAUCUUCGUCUGGUAAGAAGCUUCGAUGCUUACUCCUCGAAAUACGAAAGAAAACUAAUUCGAUAACCUUAAAAGUAAGACGAAAAAAUCGUUUUGUUUAUUGUUAUAGCCACACAACAAACUCUCGUUCGACGUUUACCUAUGUUAAGAUAUUAAAUUACAAUUCUUCCGUAUUUAAUGCGUAUUACGUGCUAUGAAAUGGUUAAGCGAAUGAGCUAUCGUGUAAAUAAUAGUUUGUUAUAAUUCGUGUAUAUUAUAAAUUGUUUCAAUAAUUAUGAAAGAAUCCCAUUAUAUAAUUUAAGUAUCUUCGUCUGGUAAGGAGCUUCGAUGCUUACUCCUCGAAAUACGAAAGAAAACUAAUUCGAUAACCUUAAAAGUAAGACGAAAAAAUCGUUUUGUUUAUUGUUAUAGCCACACAACAAACUCUCGUUCGACGUUUACCUAUGUUAAGAUAUUAAAUUACAAUUCUUCCGUAUUUAAUGCGUAUUACGUGCUAUGAAAUGGUUAAGCGAAUGUGCUAUCGUUUAAAUAAUAGUUUGUUAUAAUUCGUGUAUAUUAUAAAUUGUUUGAAUAAUUAUGAAAUAAUCCCGUUUAAAUAAUUUAAGUAUCUUCGUUUAGUAAGGAGCUUCGAUGCUUACUCCUCGAAAUGCGAAAGGAAACUGAUUUGAUAACUUUCAAAGUUAGACAAAAGGUUGUGUUGUUUAUUAUUAUAGGAACACAACGAACUCUCGUUCGAUAUUUACAUCUUCGAUCUUGUAUUAUAUAUGUAUAUAUAGGUUUAUAUUACAAACUCACAAUUGUUGCUAUAACCAGUGAUGUAAAUAAUAACAAGCGUCCGGGAGACUUUAAUAGUAAUCGAUGAGUCAGUCUUCUACCAGAUUCCGACUUGUAAACGUGACAGCUUUCUUCUUUCGUACAGGUCACAGGUUCAAAUGCAACUGUCAGAAGAGCGGGAUUCAGUAAAUUUGUUUAGUUGGACCGUAAUACUCAGUUUCUUCUUUAUUGGUUUUAUUUAAAAUAGUUCUGCAUAAUUUGUUAAAAUGUCUCAUAAUGUCUCCAAAUCUAGUCCACAUGGAUUUUGCGAUGCAAUAUUUUCUAUGUCACCAAUAAAAUUCGACAAAGAAAACAAGUCUCCAGCAAAAGAAGUAUCAAGAGCAUCACACCGUAAUAUAUUUGCUGAAUCACCUACAAUAAAAAACCAAAAUAAAACAAAACAAUUAUUAUAUAAGAAACAUAAGUUAUAUACAAGAAAUGAGAUUUCUCAAUUUCUUGAUCCAUUAAAGAGAUCAUCUAAUGUUGAUGAUAAACAUUCUAGAUCUACAAAUACAUUACAAAACAAUGAUUCUUUCAUAUCCGGUAAUAUAGUGAAAACUCCAUUAAAAACAGAAUCAGUAUCCAGAUUAUCUGAUAAUAAAGCUGUUUCUGGAUAUUUAUAUACACCAAAGCAGCAUAGAACAUGUUUAACUCCACGUAAUACAAAGAUGAAUAUAUUAUCUACUUCUAAGACUCCUACAAAAAGAUAUUUCAGUGAUCACAAUCUAUCACAAGCGACCCCUGAUUGUUUUAGUAAAGUACAUCUUGAAACACCUAGUAUUAAAUUUAAUGAUGUUGGUAUAGAUGAAGCUAUUGAAGGUGAAAAUAGUAAUUUGACAGUGGGUAUACGUGUAAGACCUUUGAAUUUAAAAGAAUUAAGUGAGAUAAAAAUUGCUUCAGUUAUAAAUAUUGAUGGUCAAAACAUUAGUGUAGAUUGUGAAACAUCACUACAUAGAUUUACAUAUGAUCAUUGUUUUGCUUCUUACUCUGAUUCGUCAAUGCCUAAACAUGCUAGUCAAGAAGUUAUUUUUAAUACUAUGGUACUACCAUUAGUGCAAAAUGCAUUCGAAGGUUACAACGUAUGCCUGUUUGCAUAUGGUCAAACAGGAUCUGGUAAAAGUUAUAGCAUGAUGGGUAUUGAAUCUUCUCAAGAAAAUUCUGUAGGUCUUGAUAAAGAGGCUGGUAUCAUACCACGAUUUUGCCAAGAAAUAUUUACACAAAUACCCAGUAAUAAAAAUUUUAAGACAACAGUAGAGAUAAGUUAUUUUGAAAUUUACAACGAGAAAAUACAUGAUCUUCUAGCAAGUGCUAGCAAUGGAGAUAAAAGGACAGCUCUUAAAGUUAGAGAGCAUCCAGUUUUUGGACCUUAUAUUGUAGAUUUAAGUCAGCAUUGUAUAAAAAAUUAUAAAGACUUACAGAUUUGGUUGAAAGUAGGUAAUUCUCAGAGAGCAACAGCAGCAACUGGUAUGAAUGAAAAAAGUUCACGAUCGCAUAGUAUUUUCAGUAUUAUAUUAACUCAAACACAAUUGAAUGAUUUGAAAUGUGCAUCCACUGAUGCAAGUCGUCGUAGUAAAAUAAAUUUAGUUGACCUAGCAGGUAGUGAAAGAUUAAGUCAAACCUGUGCCAGUGGAAAUAGGUUAAGGGAAGGUGUAUCUAUUAAUAAAUCUCUUCUUACCUUGGGGAAGGUGAUCGCAUCACUUGCAGAAAACACAAACAAUCGCAAACGAGGUUUUGUUCCAUAUCGUGAAUCUGUUCUAACGUGGCUACUAAAAGAAAGUCUGGGUGGAAAUUCUCGAACGGCAAUGUUAGGUACAGUUUCACCAGCUAACAUCCAUCUCGAAGAAACCUUAGCAACCCUUCGAUAUGCAUGCCAAGCACGAGCUAUCGUUAAUCGCAUUCGAAUUAAUGAAGAUCCACAUGACAGAUUAAUUCGCGAAUUGAAGGCGGAAGUCUUACGAUUACGAGGAGUUCGUGAAGGAUAUGAAAGACAACUUGGAGUUUGUCCACGUAAGCUGGUUGAUAGCAUAGAAUCAAACGUAAAAGACAGUGAGGAGAUUGAACGAAAGCAAGAAGAAAUUAACAGGUUAAAAGAACAAUUGAAAAAAACAGAGGAACAACUUGCUGCCACUCAAAAGAGCAGCUUGGAAAAAUUACAGGAAACCGAAGAAAGAAAGAAUUCCGAGCUAAAAUAUUUACGACGUUGUGGAAUAGCAGUUGAAAUUGAUUUACGUGAGAAGGAUAAACAACCAUGUUUGAUAAAUCUCACUGCUGAUCCUAUGUUAUCUGGUACACUGUUGUAUUUAAUUCCACCUGGUUUGGUACGCAUUGGAAAACAUUCAGAGAACUCAGAAACCUUUAAAAAAGUACCAUUGGAUAUCGUUUUGGAUGGGCCACUCGUUAGAAAAUUGCACUGUACUAUAGAAAAUAAGAAUGGUAAGCUUAUGUUGUUGCCAGAAAUGGAUGGUGAUACCUUUGUGAAUGGUCAGGUGGUGAGUGGCAAAGUACAUCUGAAACAUGGCGAUCGACUUGUCAUAGGUGGCAAUCAUUACUUCAAAGUUUCAAAUCCACAUGAUGAGACUGGAAACAUACAAAUUUCUUCGCAAGCUAUAGAUUUCGAAUUUGCACAUCAAGAAAUACUUAAGAUACAGGAAGAAAAAUUAAGAGCAGAACUCGAGGAAUCCAAACAGAAAGCCAUAAAGGAAUUAGAAAAUGCAAAACGAGAAGUUGAGCUACAACUUGGCUCCCAAAAAUCUACUUAUGAACGUAAAAUCGAGGUUCUUGGUAGUACGUUGGAAGAACAAAAAUUAGCAUUGGAAGAAAUAAAUCGUCGUAAACAGGAACUCGAAUUAGAAAAGGAGAUACUCACUAGUGAAAUAGAAACGAAUAAUAGAAUCAAAAAGAUUCAACAAGUGGAAACUAAACCAAACGUGUCACCGUACAAGUCAAAUUUUCUUCAAGAAUUAGAAAGUAUAUUGAACGAAACAACUGCAGAUUUUGAAAGUGCCCUCAAAAUCAAAACCAGCGCUGAAACUAUAAAAGCUGGUGGUAUUAGUUUACACGAGAUGCAAAUACUCGUUAGAGAAGCAACUGAACGAUGUAGAGAAGUUGGCAUAAAUUAUGAAUUCAAUCAACAGCAGACUCUAAUUGAUAAGAAUCUGAAACCUGUGAUUCGUGUUCGAGAUAAAGAUCGUAAAAGGGAAACAUUGUGGGAACCAAUGCGAUUUUUAGAUUGGGUUCAUCAAUUGCGUGAUUAUGAUAUAGAAAAUUCGUUGAAAGAGUUACAAAAUUCAGAAAAUGAUUGGAUACCUUUCGAAGAUACCGAAACGUUCGAUGAUUCUUUAAAUAAUAGUAGAAUUUCUAUAAAUUUAACACCUGUGAAGAAACAUUUGAAUGAAAGUUUUCAACAGUUAUCUAUAGAUACGUCGAUGCACGAUUCAACGACGCAAGAAGAAAUAUCCGAAUCUCAACAGCGCAAAAACGUAAGUAUUUAUCUCAUGCAAAUUGAACGCGCGACACAAUCUUUGAGUAAACUAUGUCAACAAUGUGAAAGUCCUGAGAUCAACAACACAAUUAGCGAUUCUUUAGAUAGAGUACAAAAUAUUAUUGUUGAUAUAAGAAGUAUGUUGCUCGUUAAAAAUUUAAAGGAUAGUAAGAAUGAGAGUGUAAUUCGUGCAAAUAGCUCUGGUACAACAACUUCGACACCUUCUUCUUUAUCUGAUUAUAUGACAGGAGAAGCAGAUGAUAGUUCUGACAGCAAAGGCAGUAUACCUUUCAACUUAAAAUCUGUAGAACCUUUGGUUUCAUUGUCUAAGGCAACAUCUGAUGAAGAUUUACAAAGAAUGGUAGAGAAAUGUAAACAGAUGGUGUUAGAAAGUGCAGAAUGUUCAGACGAAAGAAAAUGGCUUGUAAGGCGUUUAAUUGAAUUACGUUUACGAGUUCAAGAGUUGCGAGAAACAUCAGAUCAGAAUCUUCUUGAAACUCAUGUAAUUCUUGGUCAUCAUUUGGUUCCUCAGAAGUAUCAUAUAACUUCUUCUGGACCGGUAUAUUGCGAUCAUUGUAGUGGCACCAUUUGGAUGAUGCUGCAGUCUUGGUAUAUGUGUAGUGAUUGUAGGUUCUGUGUUCAUUGGAAAUGUUUAAAUAAUAUAUGUCGUGUGUGUGUACAUGUCAUUGCUAGCGAAGCUGGUGGUUAUACUUAUACUAAAGAUAUUUGUCCAGAAAGAGGAUUAUCUAGUCAAGGAUAUCGCUGUGCAGAGUGCAAGAUACGAAUAACGUUUACAUUCCCAAAAGGAUUGUCAUUAUCUUGUUUUGGUAGCCCUUUUAAAAGUUCAGAAUCAGCAUGGGUAGAGCCAAGACUAUGUGACUACAGUGGUUUAUAUUACUGUCAGAGAUGUCAUUGGAAUACAACUAUGGUAAUACCUGCAAGAGUUAUUAGAAAUUGGGAUAUGGAACCAAGGCUUGUUUGUCGUGCUGCAGCUCAAUUAUUGGCACUCCUUGAAGAUCGUCCAUUUUUACUACUAGAAGAAUUAAAUCCAAAGUUGUUUACAUUAGUCCCAGAUUUGUCCUUAGUAAAAAGAAUGAGAGAGGAAAUACAGAUGAUGAAGCGUUAUUUGGUAAUAUGCCCAGAAGCUAAUACACAAGGAUUGCCAUGGAAAGUUGGAUUGCGUACACAUAUAAUUGAAAAUCAUGGAAAUUAUUCGAUAAAAGAUCUCAUUGAUCUACAAAGUGGUGCUUUACUUGAAGAAAUUCGUAUUGCUUAUGAUAUUAUGCAUGUUCAUAUUACUGAACAAUGUGAAUUAUGUAAAGCUAGAGGUCAUUUGUGUGAAGUGUGUGGGAAUAAUGAAGUUAUAUAUCCCUGGGAUGCCUGUGCAAUUAGUUGCCAACAAUGUCUAGCUGUGUAUCAUCGUGCCUGUUGGUCUAAACGAAAUCAUUCUUGUUCACGAUGUGUACGGCUUGAAAAACGUCGAGCUUUAGAAGAAGGAGAACCUUCAAAUAUUAAGAACCUUUCUAAAAAUGAAUCACCUGAACAUCAUACAGUUAAAAAUUCGCUCGAGUGAAUAAAUGUUAUUUGAAAAAAUUUAUGAAUAAUUUUCGUAUAUUUGUUAUGUUGGAGAAAACGAAAAAAAAAAGAAGAAGAAAAGAGUUAUGUGUGUAGUCACCAUUCAUUGUAAGUUGCAACAUAAUUAUAAGAUGUUACAAUUUGUGAUAUAUAAUUUUAAAUGACUGUUUCGUAAUUGUGAAUAUAAUAAAUUAUACCUUGUUAAUAUAUAUAUUUUUAUAUUUUAGUCUAUAUAAGUGCAAUUUGAUUAAAUGUUAAUCAGUAUUUAUUGAAAUAAAUUGUGAUGAUAUGGUAGACGAGAUAUACAGAAA